Messenger RNA from Uloborus diversus, 456 nucleotides. RefSeq lists its product as uncharacterized. Lineage: Eukaryota; Metazoa; Arthropoda; Arachnida; Araneae; Uloboridae. Bases 22 to 402 code for a protein of 126 amino acids. The record is from RefSeq and is a predicted model, not a curated record. The transcript has 2 exons.
UAGAGAAACAUUGUUAAAAGCAUGGAAAACGAGGAUAAUUGGAUUGAACCUUUCGAAUGCUGUGGAAACCGUCUUUCUGCGCAUGAUCAGGAGAAAAGAAUGGCAUCGAAAACUUUCCAAAAACUGCGCGACUACUUCCGGCAAUUCCAGAUCGAAUUAAAAGAGAAGUUUUCAAACUUCGGAAAAUGGGUCCAGACAUUUGCUCAUAAGGCCCUUGAAAAAGGAAAAAGCAACAUUGAGAACAUAAGGGCUAUAGCAAAAGAGGUGUUAGACAAGGCUGACCACUUGCAGAGACAAGUCACUGUCGAAGCUUUGGAAUUCUUUCGCCCGUACAGAGAGCAUCUGGGAAAGCUUUGGGAUGAGCUGCUGCGAAAGCUGAGUAGCGUUCAAACUGAAGAAUAAGGCUUUUAACUUGAAGUUUUGGAAAAAAUAAAAGUUUUUCUCUUUUAGAGCAGU